This is a messenger RNA of Penicillium longicatenatum, 1197 nucleotides long. Its product is annotated as 2EXR domain-containing protein. The record is from RefSeq and is a predicted model, not a curated record. The transcript has 2 exons. The coding region runs from base 1 to 1197 and encodes 398 amino acids. NCBI's taxonomy places the organism in Eukaryota, Fungi, Ascomycota, Eurotiomycetes, Eurotiales, Aspergillaceae.
AUGCACGAUCAGGCGAUUGUGCCACAACAGCCCCAUUUAGAGAUCUUCAAUUCACUGUUAGAGGGGCCCCCGAAAGACCAAACAUUUCAUCUUUUUCCGUUUCUUCCCCCGGAAAUCCGUUUUAUCAUAUGGGAGUCUGCUCUACAACGCCGACGGAUCAUCCGCGUCAACUUCAUGAUAAUAGACACAGCGAAAUUCAAUGAUGGAAUACUGGAUUACAACGAGUCCUAUAUCGUUGCCUUGCAUGGGUGUCAAGUAUUUAGCAAGUUGUUCCGAGUCAACCGCGAAUCCAGAGAAAUUGCACAAGCCUUUUAUCGAGCUCAAUUCCCCUGCAUGUUUGUGAAUGUCGCCGGCGACAAGGUGUCAAGCACUUGCUACAUCAACCCUGAUUUUGAUACCAUUCAGUUUGAUAUCAAUGGACUCUUAACUGGAGCUUUCAUCGACUUUCUAUACGUGCUGAGAAAGGAUUGCGACCCUUUCCAAGUCGGGCUCCUGAGCCUAGCUCUGGAUAAGCCUUCUUUACUAAACAUCCACCGCUUCAUCACACAGAAUUAUGCGACAAUCGCAUCCCUGGGGACCGCAAAUCUUUUUCAGAUACUAUUAUUCAACUUCGCGAGCUUUACUUUGUUGGCACGCAAUCGGCUCGCCAGAUCUUCAACCACAGCGGCCACAUGCACCUUUGCGCUCCUCUCCCAAGAUCCACGCUCAAUCCAACAAGAUCUAACGCACCAGUAUCUGGGCGAAGACCCCCGCGAAAUGGUGAUCGCCUGGCGGGAAACCCUACGAAUAUUGGAGAUAUGUCCUAUCAAGAUUAACUAUCAGCUUCUGCUGGCAUUUCAACCCCCAAGUCGGGUUCAGAUAUCCAAUUGCAAGAGCGCAGCUGACUGGCUGCGUAGUGAGGAUGCAGAAUGGCGAGGCGAAUGGCGACUGGGCAAUGAAAUACGGAAUGGAAAUUGGGCUCUGAGGUACUGGGAGUACACAGACCGUCUCGAUGAAUGUGAGAUUGGCGCUCUCCAUGAACGAAAUCAUGAUGAGAACCUUGAAAAAGCUGUCAAGCCUGCCUUUGGGUUUUGGCUAUUUCCGCUUAAAACGAUAUGCAACUGGCCAGACAAUACGACGGAUGAAGUUUGGGCGUGGCCGGAGAUCUGUUCGCUAGCUCAUGAGUGGCCGGCACUUGCAUUGUCUUCUCUCCCUUGA